AAUUCCUGCAUCACUGGUGGCGAAUCAAAGUAAUGCCAGCAGACGCUAAGCAGAGGUGGCAGUCCAGACGGCAGCACUGUGUGGAGAGCUGUGGCCUCUUUCCUUUAUUUCCUCUUUCUUUAUGGCCGAUUCCGUUCGUGUGAUCGGCCCGCGUGACGGGGGCAGCUGCUGUAUCAUCAUCACCAUCAUCAUCACCUUCGUCACCGUCGUCGUCAUUUUGCUAUACGUACGCUACACAGACGGCCAUCUUCUUCAGAGCGUGAUCUAGCGAGGGUGGUAGUUAAAGAAAACCUUUUCUCUUUCUCGUCUCGUUGGCCGCUUCUGGAACGUCGACAGCCUCCGAGAUGGAGCAGAAAACCCAGGAAGGGGAGACGACUCAGACGCCGAAGAAACGUCCACGCAAAGGGUCGCGUUCCACGCAAGCCUCCGAGAUGGAGCAGAAAAGCCAAGAAGGGGAGACGACUCAGGCGCCGAAGGGGGGACGUCAACGCCGAAGCUCGCGUUCCUCGCAAGCCGCAGAGAUGGAGCAGAAAAGCCAAGAAAGGGACACGACUCAGACGCCAAAGCGACAGCAGCGCAGAGGCUCGCGUUCCACGCAAGCCUCCGAGAUGGAGCAGAAAACCCAAGAAGGGGACACGACUGAGACGUCGAAGAGACGUCAACGCCGAGGCUCGCGUUCCUCGCAAGCCUCCGAGAUGGAGCAGAAAACCCAAGAAGGGGACACAACUCAGACGCCGAAGAAACGUCAACGCAGAGCAUCGCGUUCCUCGCAAGCCUCGAAGGCAUCCGAAAAGGCUCAGCAGCCCGACGACAAGCCCGAGGGGGCGCCGACGGUAAAAGCUGCAUCGGUCCACGACCAGACCGCGGCUCCCGGCAUGGGCUCUUCCGGAACAAGCUCCCAGAGGCAGCUGCAACAGAAGUGUCCGCAGGAGCAGCCGACGAGCACGGCGGCCGCCGACGGCGCCCCGGGAGCGCGGCGCGUUUCGUGGCACGAGAUCCUCCCCGACGCCAACGACGACGACGACGACGCCCCGCAGCAGGAGGUGCCGGUGUCGCUGGCGAUGAGGAUAGCCACGGUGGCCAUCAUCGUGUUCGCCAUCGUCAACGUGCUCGUGUUCGCCUACGCGAGCAUCGCCUCCUCGAAGCUGCCGCCGCUGAGAGAGCUCACCGAGCCGCCGGGGGGAAACCCCAUCUACAAGAUACCGGCCAAGGUGUUCAACGCCACCGGUGCCGCCGGUGGUGCCCGAACCGACUGGGCGCACAAUUCCACACGUGGCUGACUGCCCGCACUAUGACCAGACGUCGGCGCUAUAGAGAAGCCAAUAUAAAGCGUUCUUAUCGUCGAGUCGGCUAAGAAAUCAUCAACGAUCGCUUUUUAAACAUUUGGCAGGUGAUCGCCUGGCAUACGGUAAUACUUACGUACGACUGUUCUUUAGAACGUUUACAGGCAACAGUUUCACUUACGCCCGCAGUUACUAAUGAUUGUUAUACAGUUUAUACAGACUUGCACUUACGAAUACUUG
This is a messenger RNA of Dermacentor andersoni, 1523 nucleotides long. RefSeq lists its product as uncharacterized. The record is from RefSeq and is a predicted model, not a curated record. Lineage: Eukaryota; Metazoa; Arthropoda; Arachnida; Ixodida; Ixodidae.